Cercospora beticola is the source of this 949-nucleotide messenger RNA. RefSeq lists its product as uncharacterized. The record is from RefSeq and is a predicted model, not a curated record. Lineage: Eukaryota; Fungi; Ascomycota; Dothideomycetes; Mycosphaerellales; Mycosphaerellaceae.
GCAGCAGCAAUCUUUGCCUGGUUCGGACGACGCAGCUGCAGCAAACAUGCAUUUCGUCGGUCUCUUCGUUACGGCCUCGAUGGCCCUCACUGCUGCCGCCGUGCCUGUUCCAGCCUCUACAAACCCAGCACCCCCGUGUGCAUCCACUACCAUCAAGCAGGGCCAGUCCACUGCCUUUGGAUGGCAAUUGGUCGGCACCUCCUCCGACGCCUCAUCACUUGACGAAACUUGCGGCAAGAUCGCGAACGAUCAAGCAUCGAAAUGGGGAGAAAUCGGUCUCUCCCUCGAACGACUCCAGACCCCAGUCUGCAACGCCAUCAACCCCAAAGCCUCCGAUGCUCUUCCACGAGUCAUAACAGCAAACACCGAUACCGUCAAGACUCUCUUCGAGAACGCCUUCUCUGCAGGCGAUUCCGAAACAUACGGCUACCUCUGCGAAAACCUCCGCUACGAACAAGUCUCCGGCUUCUCUCUCAACGACAUGCUCAUCAUCAACGCAACCUGCAACCUCUCAACCCAAGAACUCUCUCCCAAACCUUUCGAAAGCGCCGACGGAGCCGAACCUGACAAAGCCGCCGUCGCAGCAUACAACGAUGCGCAAUCCAAACUCUACGCAUACCUCUACGCCGCUCAAGCCAGUUCUCCCGAGCAACUCAGCGACCUCUGUCAAGCAUCCAAAUCCAAGAAGAAUAGACAAAAUUAUAGAGAUCUUUUCUUCGAUGCCGAUUGUGUGAGCCAGACGAUUUGCUCGAUUCGGGAACCUCUUUCUGUUGAAGAUGGGAAGGAGCAGAUCAAGAAGUAUACGAGUAUGAGUUUCGCAAAUGUCCUGGUGCAUUCGAGCAAUGCGAAGGGAUAUAAGCAGAAGCUGUGCGAGAAAUUGGAUGUGCAGAGGCUGGAAGCUGCGGGAGUCGAUGGGGAGUUGGUCAGGAAUAUGGCUUGCGAUGCUUGA